UGGACGCACCGUGGGCCAUCGCGUGACAGCUGCUCUGCCCAUUAGACGAGUCAUGUCGGAGCAGUUAGCUACCGUGGCGGCCAUGUCGUGUAUGAAGAUGCUGCUGAUGCUCUUCAACGUCUGCUUCUGGGUCAGCGGCCUGGUGAUCCUCGGCAUCGGCAUCUGGAUGCAGAUCAGCCUCUACAAGUACGUGGAGGUGUCGCCCGAGUUCUCCGCCUCCGUGCCGUACGUGUUCAUCGCCAGCGGUGGACUCAUCAUCCUGCUGGGCACCUUCGCCUGCUGCUGCACCGUCAAGAGCCAGCCCGUCCUGCUCUACAUCUAUUCGUUCUUCCUGCUGUUGGUGUUCUUCGUGGUGCUGGCCGCCGGCAUCUCGGCCUACGCCUACCGACGCAAGCUCUCCCACGGAUUCCAGGACGGUCUUAGGGACGGUCUUCAGGAGUACGGUGUUAACACGGACAAAAUGGCCGCCAUCGACGCUAUCCAGUCCACGCUCAAGUGCUGCGGCAUCAACGGCACGUCCGACUGGAACAACACGCCGUACGCGCGCUCGCACGGCACGCCCGCCUACCCGGCCUCCUGCUGCGCCAAGUGGGACGACACCCGCUGUACCACCGUCCACGACAGCGGCUGCUACAAGGUGGUGAUGGAUUUCUUCUACACCAACAUUGGCAUCAUCGCCGGCGCUGCGAUUGGACUCGCCUUCUUCCAGGUGAUUGGAAUCACGCUGGCAUGUCUGCUAGCCAAGAACGCCAAGCGGGCCCACUACCAGCAAGUAUGAGGGUCUGCCCACCCCGGCUCGCACGAGCUCGCCCCAGCCAAUGGCCCCAACUGACAACUAGCGCCAUCUCUGACCGACCUGACACGUCACGGCCAACAAUUGUAGGCGGAGAAACCGACGCAGAAACCGCACAUCAGAACCAAGCCAGCCCAACAGAGGAGUGUGCUGCAUCAAUACCCCCAAAUCAGAGCUGCAUUUGGAAUGGUAAAGCUGGAAAAUGCAUGCAACGAAUUUACCGAGGUGCGCUUUGUGGCAAACGGACAUUUUCUGUACCUCUAAGAGAACAGCGUCAUCCAAAUUGCAUCAAAUCAAUGACGACCGAGGUUUAGCCGGAUCCUAUUUUGGUGGCGGCUGUACUUGAUCUCCAAUGCUAGCUGCAUGCAAGACCAUUCCGAGUGAUGCUUACAUAACCAUUCGUAGAUAAUUCAAGCCUCAGCAAACAUUAUCACUCCUGCGAAAUAGUGCGUUUCUCACAGGGGCUUCACGUGCCGAAUAGAACACUGGUCAUGCGGCGUUUAUCUUGCAACCACUUGCUCUCAAUGUGUCUAACGGAAACUCCAAAAUCAUUAGCGGAUUAACAAUGAACACAAAUUAACAGUCAGUCCGCUCUAUUAAUAAUGGGCAAAGCAGCUGACACCGUGAUGCAUAUAAAGUGAAAAAAUUAUACACGUUACAUCCAUGUCUGCAACGCAGGAUUAUACUGGCAAUUGGCAACUGACGGCUGGCGAACAAUGGCAGUUGCUCGGAACAAAAUCCUGGCAAUGUAUUUGCAUAUGGCACAAACCAGUGGCCGACCAAUGUACUUGUACACAGCACAGGGCAGUCCCAUUACAGCGACGCACGUAUACCCCGUGAGUAGCACGGGGCAGUCGACACGGUUUGUUCCGUUCUCGCGCGGUGGUAGAUAUCCCGCGCCCUGCAGGGAGGACGGAACGGAUAUCAUUGGCAGAGGACAGACGGGUGAUGUGGACUGAGCUGUGUCGGGGUGGGUCGGAGGUGGCGGUGGGGUUCGACAUCGGGCUGAGGCGGGGAGACGCGAGAGCGGCUCCACCCGGGGACGUGACAGCGGAUCUAUCAGAUAUGCUCCGUGUGAUAAUACUGUGCUUUGUCUGUGACGAAACGUUUUGCCAAACCACGCGCGUAGCAGGCGGCACCUUCGCAAUGUCGUUGAUUUCACGGUGUAUCAUGAAACUUACGAAAACAGGUGUGAAAACCAAUUUUAUGUUCUCUUCAUUGAAUAUGCAAUUAUGAAUGUGAAUAUAGCUUUCGAUGUAAGUCGCGACCAGCCUCUAGUUUGCAUGAGUCGUGCGAAUGCCGGUCUGUGAAAUGUUUGGUGUUGAGCAAGCGGGAUGCCUGUUACCGCUUCAGAAAACAUUCGUAUCUUAGAUUGGAGCAAGCUCACCUCUUGUGAUGCAAGCACUGACAAUCUAGUGUACAUUUAACCGAUGUUAUGCAGGCGAUGUAUUCCGCUGUGUUUCACUUUUCCUGGACGCUGCUAGCCAACGUUCCAUCGCGACAUAAGUCCAGGGCUCGUCUAAUAGGGUGGUUCGUAAAACUCUACUUGUAAAUAUCUGUAUUUUGCUAGUUACGGGAUAUCGGUGGUGGUUAAGGCGUUGUGUGUACGGAUAUGGUCUGUGAGCACACAACUACGAGGGUUCGCUGACAGGUUAUGUAAAGGUAUCAAACGUAUAGUUCACGUGAACUCGCUCCUUUGUAGCACUAAAGAACAGCCAGGAAUGAUUUGGCUGGCAUCCCUGCAAGUAAACGCUGGUGCACCCGCUCACCAAGAAAAACAAUGUUCAUCAAUGCGUGACGUCCGGCGGUGCCGAAGUGUGCUGAGAGCAGUUUGUGAAGCACCCACGAGCUCCACUCUCUGGCCAGGGAAGGCUCGUGUUUGAUGUGUUGGUGAACAUCUUACCGGAACUCUCGAGAGCACUGUUUAGAUGUUACCGUUUCGACACGAUCAUGGCCUCGGGGAAUCCUAGACCUACACUGUGUGCAUCGUAGAUUUGUCGUUGGACUUAUUGAGGGCAUUCGCGCAAGAUCAACUCGAUCUCUCCCUGCUGCGGCUUAUCAGCCUGGUCCUUCUGAACGUGUUGAGCGUUUUGUACAAUUUCUAAAGUGCAUCUCAGGAUAGGUUUUGCAUGUUCGUGAGAGCUCCGAUCUCAAUGGUACCGCCGUCUUUACCUUUUGCAUUACCAUUUUAUUCACUACGUAAAUACAUGUUUGGGACAUUUA
Pollicipes pollicipes is the source of this 3016-nucleotide messenger RNA. RefSeq names its product tetraspanin-7. Gene Ontology annotation, cellular component: plasma membrane. The transcript is spliced from 7 exons. NCBI's taxonomy places the organism in Eukaryota, Metazoa, Arthropoda, Thecostraca, Pollicipedomorpha, Pollicipedidae. Bases 53 to 778 code for a protein of 241 amino acids. The record is from RefSeq and is a predicted model, not a curated record.